CCAAAUCUAGGUCACUGCCAUUCGGCUGUCAGACCUCAAACACAGAGCUGUACAGAUCUUAUCCAAGUCAAGACCUCCAUCAGGACCUCCAACCUGCCUAGACUCUCCCCUACCCAGAGCGUCGGCUGGGUGGACCGGCACACGGGGGUUUGUUUUAUCGAUCGUUCCCCCGACACACACCCUCAGGGCACCAUGCAAAAGGCCACAAAGGUGAUGAUCACAUCUGUGGUGAUUUUGGUGGGCAUGUGCUGUAUGCUCACCGCCGUGGUGACGGACCACUGGGCCGUGCUGAGCCCGAAGGUGGAGGCUGUCAACACCACGUGUGAGGCGGCCCACUUCGGUUUAUGGAAGCUCUGUAAGAAGUACAUCUACAUAGAUGACGAGGACGUGGUGGGGCACGUGUGUGGACCCCUCAGCCUGCCGGGAGAUGUCAACUGUUCCUACUUCCGACACUUUACUCCUGGAGAGGACUCUGAGAUUUUUGACGUUAAAACACAGAGAGAAUAUAAUAUCUCAGCAGCAGCCAUUGCUGUUUUCAGCCUGGUAUUCAUGAUCCUGGGAACCAUGUGCAUGCUGGGAUCCUUCAGGAAAGACAAAGACUUCCUCCACAAACCUGCUGGAAUGUUUUACGCAUUUUCCGGUCUGUGUGCGAUCAUCUCCGUGGAAGUGAUGAGGCAGUCGGUGAACAGGAUGAUCGAGAGCAAGGAAACCAUCUGGAUCGAGUACUACUACUCGUGGUCCUUCGCCUGCGCCUGCACAGGCUUUGCCCUGCUCUUCCUCAGCGGGGUCAGCCUGCUCUUGCUCUCCAUGCCCCAGAUGCCCAGGAACCCGUGGGAGACCUGCAUGGACGCUGAACCUGAACCGAUUGAGUAGGGCAGACCCUGCCGCGAAGCCGUCCUGUCAUGCCACUGCCUUCUUCCUGAUACUGAUCGAAGCUGCAGUGCGGAAACAUGGGCUCAAUAAAACACAGCGAGAGGCUUAUUUAUUUUUUUUAACAGCAUCUUCUUUUGACUACAUGUUACUACUAGUGAGCAAGGAAGGAUUUUAAACGUGCUUGCACUGCUCAAAAACAUCCUUUCUCUCAUGUGGUAACCUCUACUUGUGCACAUCUGCUCUAUUAGAAAUUAACAGAAAAAGGAAUUCCACCCAUUUUCUUUUUUAUAUCCACAAUGAGAUGACUUGGUCUGCUUUAAUGUGUGUUUUGUAUUACAUUGCUGUACAUUUACACGUUUGCAACAGUUGCAACAUGCUGUUCAGAACCAAGUUGGUUUCACCUGAUGAAAUCCACACCCAGGACAUAGUGAGGACAUAAUGAAAGGGUUUUUAAAGAAGAAUGUAGUUGUUUGCCUAUGAAGGCAACAUUCAAUUUGAGUAUUUUCAAGAACCAUCUUGAUGGUGUAUAUUUCAAAAGUGCUCAUAUUUACGAGGACAAUGCUGAUGUAAUACAAAAAUGACUAAUAUUAGCAUUUAUUGUAUUUGUUUUCUGUAAUGUGAUUUUGUAACUGCUUCAUCUGCCCCGCUUAAGACGCUGAGCACUGUCAGCGGUUGUGGCAUUGAUUUGUCUGUAAGAUAGCUUUGUCUGGGGACACACUAGAUGUGUUAUCUGCUUUCAGCUCGGUACAGAAUUUUAAUAUCCAGUCUGUUGUAGCCUAUGAAUGCCUGGCCAGACACUUUGGAGUGGUUUCAGUUCGGGCAGGUGCAAACAAAAUGGCGUCCACUGCUCUUUAGAGUUUCAUGAGUAGAAAAACAACUAGCUCAACCAUGGCAGUCCCAGCCCUGCUUUCCCACAGAUUCUAUCCACUCACCCAAGUUUUAGACUUUAGGCCUCUUAGAUUUUCCUGUGAAUGCAGAUAUAUUGCUUUUCUAUGUUUGGUAAGAUAUUCAAUAUUAAGUUCAUUAUAGUUUCUCAUAACUCUCUUCAUAUAACAAAAUGAAAAGAGACUUCUUUAAACCUCUGAAUUCUGAAUUGCAACUUUGCCAUUGAGUCGCAGCUUCUCAGAAGCUUGUACUUUAACACUUGACAAUGUAAACUACUCUUACAUUUAAGUAAUGGUACAUUUUUGGCUGCCACACAACUGUAAAAUCUGUAAAAACAAAACAGGACAACUGUGAAUGGUACUUUCAUAUUUCACGAGACAGCAGUGUGAGCCAUUUUUACUUUUGAUACAGAUAAAUGCACAAUCUAAUGAAAGUAAGACAACAACUCACUUCGUUUCGAAUGUUAACCCUACACAAGGACACAUUUCCUUUGCAGGAUAUAAAACCUAUUAUGACAUCAUACCUUCUAGAACCCUGCUCUUAAAGGUGCAGGGAUGUUGUGUUCAAAAAGCACUGACUGAAACAAAUCAUUUGAAAGUUUUACUUAAAAGUUAUCAAUCUAGCACCUUGGUAUUGUUUCUAAAGAUGCAAAUAUAAUGCAUAAAGUAAUUUGUUAUUUCUACCCCUUAAACUUUUUCAUUUGAACAUAAUUUAAUUAAACUUGUUUAUAUCUGGCAUUUUUAAUUUCAGCAUAUUUGAUUAUAAGAAAGAGAUGAUAGCCCUGCAGAGGAAACCCUCUAUGUAAAUGAUUAAAACUGUCUAAAAUUCCACUUAGCUUUUCCCAAAGCUUUAAACAAAAUAUAAAGUUUGUAGUGUCAAACACAUUAUAUUUUUGCAUUUUUCCCUUAUUAUUUCAUUCAUUAUUAUUAUUUCUUAUCUGCAUACUCUAACUGAGAGUUUUCAGAUAUGUAUUGCAGAUAUACUUCCUUUCUAAAAUCUGUCUUCAUGUAUGCUUCCUAUGUCAUAUAUUUGUAUUGGAAAAUGAUAAUAAAUGACACUAUUUACACAGAAA
Electrophorus electricus (electric eel) is the source of this 2830-nucleotide messenger RNA. It is a transcript of the gene cacng1a, whose product is annotated as calcium channel, voltage-dependent, gamma subunit 1a. Gene Ontology annotation, biological process: regulation of calcium ion transmembrane transport via high voltage-gated calcium channel; calcium ion transmembrane transport. Gene Ontology annotation, molecular function: voltage-gated calcium channel activity; calcium channel regulator activity. Lineage: Eukaryota; Metazoa; Chordata; Actinopteri; Gymnotiformes; Gymnotidae. Gene Ontology annotation, cellular component: L-type voltage-gated calcium channel complex; membrane. The record is from RefSeq and is a predicted model, not a curated record.